This is a messenger RNA of Polychytrium aggregatum, 1359 nucleotides long. Its product is annotated as concanavalin A-like lectin/glucanase domain-containing protein. Gene Ontology annotation, biological process: glucan catabolic process. The transcript is spliced from 2 exons. The coding region runs from base 1 to 1359 and encodes 452 amino acids. Lineage: Eukaryota; Fungi; Chytridiomycota; Chytridiomycetes; Polychytriales. Gene Ontology annotation, molecular function: hydrolase activity, hydrolyzing O-glycosyl compounds. The record is from RefSeq and is a predicted model, not a curated record.
AUGUCUCGCCAGCUCGGCCCUGGCCCCGCGCAGGCCCUCGCUCGCCUUGCACUUGCCCUCUACUUCGUCUCCUGCGUGUGGGUCGGCGCCUCGCCGUUGACCAACGUCAUCGCCUCCUACAGCGGCUCCAACUUCCUCAGCGGCUUCAGCUUCUUUGUCGGCGAUGACCCGACCAACGGUUUUGUCAACUAUGUGGACCAGAACACUGCCGUCUCCUCGAAUCUGGUCUACUAUCGCCCCGACCGCGGAACCUUUAUCGUCGGCGUCGACAACACCUCCGUGGCCACUUCCAGCCGAGGCCGCGACUCGGUCCGGCUGACAUCGACCGUCAGCUUUUCUUCGGGCCUGUUUCUCUUUGAUAUCGUGCACAUGCCGACGGGGUGUGGACUCUGGCCUGCUCUCUGGACAACCGGCCCAAACAACCCAAACAGCGGCGAAAUCGACAUUGUCGAAACAGUCAACAACCGGCCCGGCAACUCUCUCUCGCUUCAUUCGGGCCCAGGUUGCUACUCUGCAAUCAAGCGCACCCAGAUUGCCAACUACAGCUCGCUGACCUGUGCCAACAACGCCAGCGCCCCGGUCCCCAACACUGGCUGCUCCAACUCUGUCCGUGGCGCUAUGUACGGCGGCGACGGCUUCAACCAAAUGAACGGCGGCGUAUAUGCUCUGCUCUGGGAUGCCGGCGGCAUUCAAAUCUGGAUGUUCCCCCGUUCCAGUAUCCCGAGCGACGUCACCAAAGGCGCACCCGAUCCAUCCACCUGGCCCACGCCCAUCGUCUCCUUCCCGUUCUAUUGCUGCUCUGCAUCAAACUUUGCCUACAACACCAUCGUCCUCAACACUGACUUUUGUGGCAACUUUGCUGGCCCCACGUUCCUCAAAACAUGUGGAUCCGGAGGCAACUUUACCCGGGACCAGUCUUUCGAUGCAUGCGAGGAUUUUGUCAAGAACAACUACUCGGCCUUCAAUGAAGCUUACUGGGAGAUCAACUACUUCAAGGUGUAUUCAGUCGACUCGAGUAAGUAUCCCGUGUCUUGCGUGCCGUUGGUGCAGAGCAGAUUGAUCGACGGGUCGGCUGGCUCGCGGGUUGACUGGCCAGGUACCAAGGCCUCCGCUCGUCCGGGACCUAUCUGCCCAGCGAAUGGUCGAUGCCGAUCCUCUCUUCAGCCGCUGUCGGCAUCUGCUCGAUCUCUGCUGGCACCAUUAACCACGGACGACUGUUUCCCCGCAGGCAAGCCGUCGUUCAAUACCCAAAACGUUCCGGCCGGCACCUGCCCCAAAGUAUCGAUGGCACCGCAGCUGGUUUCGUCGCUGUUCAGCCUUGCUUUGGUUGGAGUUGUAUCCCUCUUUGCCCUGCUAUAG